This is a messenger RNA of Penaeus monodon (black tiger shrimp), 672 nucleotides long. Its product is annotated as integumentary mucin A.1-like. NCBI's taxonomy places the organism in Eukaryota, Metazoa, Arthropoda, Malacostraca, Decapoda, Penaeidae. The record is from RefSeq and is a predicted model, not a curated record.
AUGCUGAUUUACUCUGAAGCUCCAGGCGAAUAUAAGCGGCCAGCUCGUUGGCCACAAGUCAGUGUGGACUGGGCCAGCGUCGGCAGCUUCUACACGGUACUUCCUCCAGCAUCAGAAGCAGAAUCAGCAGACACAACAGCGAUGGCACGGCACGCUGGAGAAUCGGCCUUGGUGGCACUGCUGGUGCUGGCGGCCGCCAUGGCACUUCCAGGCCAGGCAUAUCACCUGCUUUCGUCUGAUGGGAGCGACUCGAGCGUUAUUGAACCUCGCCAUCUCCAGAGGGCACUCGCUUGCGGAGGCAUCACAGCCAGUCCGGGGAGCGAGACCGUCCUCGGGCCAGGACAGACGGUGUGCGUGGCCUCCCCGCGCUACCCCAACAACUACCCCAAGAACUGGGACAACAACUGGACCAUCAAGGGCGCCACGCCGAAUGUGAGGCUGGAAAUCAGCUGCUCGCCCGUGGCCAUCGAGGGCAGUCCGUCCUGCACCAACGACCGCCUCGUCAUCAUGCACAAGUGCUUCUGGAGCAAGUACUGCGGGAAAAAGCGGCCUGAGACCAUCACGACGUGCGGCCCCUGGGCCAGGCUCACCUUCCGGACCAACGGCUCGGCGCAGCAAAAGGGCUUCUACUGCACCGUCACGGCCUCAGAACUAACAACGACUACAGGUUCA